CCGAGUGCGCGGGCGGCUCUCUUGAGUCUUGCGGUGGCUGGUGAGUGGUGGCGUGCUUGGCGGUUACGGGUCUCGUUCCGUGCGGUUGUCGCCGAUCCAGAUUUUUUCUCGUUGCCACGAGACAGAGUCGCGGGUGUUAGCAGGGGGGCGACGGCUACGAUCGGCCGGACUUCCAAGGUAGACCCGACGGUUGCGAUGCUCGCACGUGGCGGGUAGGACGGUUUCCUCGCUCGCGUGGCAAACGAAACGUAUGUACGUUAUCGAACACGCCGUACAGAAUAUCGUUUGCGCUUGAUCUCGACGACGACCGGGUGGCGGCGGCGGCUGCAAGCGGCUACGAGGACGACAACGACGUCAACGACGUCAACGACGACGACGACGACGACGACAACGGUGGAUUACGGCGGCGGCUCGCCGAUCCACGCCCGACGAUCGAUCUGACUGAUUUUUGCGAUCCGGUCACCGAAAACUUCCACCAUUCCGCCAAUAACCGUGUGCCGACCCGCAGGGUGGCGAUCGUCCGAUAAGGGUUCUAUCUGCGAUAGACUGGUCGACCAGUCUGUUCGUGGGUGCUUGAAUAACUGCGGCAACUGGAAGUUGGCCCUGAAUGCAGAGCCCCCGUGGCUUUGCUAGCACCCCCACAGUGAUCUUGUCUUAAUCCGCCUCCUCACGACUCACCCUAUUAGCAUUGACAGCUGCCUCUUUGCUGCCUAGCAUCUACAGAGUACUAAUUAAUUCAAUCAAACUCUCUCAACAUGAAGGUAACAAAUCUAGACGAACGUAUUCACGUUUUGGACAACGAGUCCAACGUUAUGACCGUUAUCAAAAACAUCGCAAUGAGCGGUUUGCAAGAAGAAGCUUUCUACGUAUUGGAUAUAGGAGACAUUGUGCAAAAGCAUCAAAUCUGGAAACAAAAAUUGCCACGAGUCGAACCCUAUUACGCCGUGAAAUGUAACGACAAUUUGAUUGUAAUUGAGGUAUUAGCGGCCCUCGGCAUCAAUUUUGAUUGCGCAUCUAAGAAUGAGAUAAACAAAGUGUUAAGCCUCGGUGUAGACCCUUCGAGAAUUAUUUUUGCCAAUCCGGCCAAGCCAGCUUCGCACAUUCGGCACGCUGCUGCAGUCAGCGUGGAUACGAUGACCGUAGACAACGAAAGCGAGCUGCACAAAAUUAAGAAACUCUUUCCAACGGCCAAAAUUGUUUUGCGAAUUCGUUGCGACGCGGAAAUGUCCCAGUGCCCGCUCGGCAUGAAAUUCGGCUGUGAUCCGAUACACGAGGCUCCCAAUCUCCUGCGCCUCGCGUACAACUUGGGCCUCAACGUGACGGGCUUCAGUUUUCACGUUGGUUCCGGAUGUCAAGACCCACCGGUGUUUCAUCGCGCUAUUCACCAUUGCAAGAUACUGUUCGAUCUGGCUACCGAUCUUGGUUUUAAGCCGUACCUCUUGGACCUUGGUGGCGGUUAUCCGGGCAACAAGGGCACGAGCAUCGACAAAAUCGCCGAGGUCAUCAACAAAGCUCUCGAUGAAUUCUUCAACACCGAUGCUGUCCACGUGAUCGCUGAACCGGGCCGCUUUUAUGUUGCAUCUGCUUUCACAUUGGCAACGGGCAUUCACAGUAAACGUUCUAUACGCGGAGAUGAAAAUUCCAACGCUGUUACGCACAAUAUGUAUUAUAUCAACGAUGGCGUUUACGGGUCAUUCAAUUGUCUGCUGUACGAUCACCAGCACGUGACUCCCGUACCUCUGAAAAACGGUUGUGGAAAGCUGAUUGCCUCGAGCGUAUGGGGCCCGACGUGUGACGGGCUGGACAAAAUCGUUGAGAAUAUCAUGCUGCACGACAUGGAACUUGGGGAAUGGAUGAUUUUCGAAAAUAUGGGAGCCUACACCCUGCCCGUUGCGUCUCCAUUCAACGGUUUUCCCAUUCCUAAGGUCCACAUUGUCGCCGACGAGGACAUUUGGCUUUUACUGAAGGAUGCUCUGCCUUUGACUGAAGAUCACUUUGUUAUUGAUAAUACACCAGCUAGUUUGCGACUGGGACUAGAUAUUGGAGGUAACGAUAUCGAUCCGUGGAGGGACGCUCAUCCAAUAGAGUUAGCACCGCCUGAAAUAUUAACGGACACUCCUAAUGCUCCGUCACAUUUUAUCUUCGAGUAUGUCGAGACGCCACUAAAUUGACCUGAUUACUUUCACAAAUGGUUCGGAAAUACGCAUUUCAAAAGAAAAAAAAAACAAUUGUUGCGCAUUCAAUUGUUGUGGUAAAACAAUUUUAUUUCUUUUUAAUGAAAAAAUAGCAAACGUGCAACAUUAUUUUUAAUAAUUACAUAUAAUUUUUCUUUUAAAAAUUUUAAAUUUUACAUAAUACAAUUUCAGACAGAAAUGUAUCUAGAUAUGUAUUGAUUUUAAGAUAGUUUGACGUACAGUCUAUUUUUUCCUCUCAGACAGUGCUUUGAAAUAAUUUCUUUGCUUUUAUUUAAAAAAUACAUUUAUUUUAAUAAUUAAGAACUAUGAACUAAGUAUAAUGCUAAAAGUGGCUCUUCUGACAUUACUAUUGAAGAUUAAUAUUCGUGAAUGUCAGGUACUUCUACCGCGCAUAAUGCAUGAAGAUAUAGUAGAUAUUUACGUGGCAUACGUAUCUCCAUGUAUGUCAUCCGUGUGAUGGAGCGUGUUAUAGCUUCCACAUAAUACUUCCAACUACAAAAGUCGAUAUUUCAGAAAAAAGCUGCUCAUAAAAAUCGUCUUGCUCAUUAUUCUUCUGCACUUUUUCAAUAUGCAUUAUAUAAAUCAUAUGCAUUUAACAUAGGACGAAGCUAUAAUUUGUUCCGACAUGGAUUAUACACAGAAAUGGAGAAAACGUGAUUUGACAAUAGAAAGAUUUGUCACGCUUUUCUGUAUAUGUUAAACGAAUGAGAUGGCCAUACGUAGAGAGCGAUAAAUGUUCUACGAUUUAGUUUGGAAUAUUCGAGAUAGGUGAAUCAUCUCUUAAAAGGUUUUGGGGAUAUUAUUUGGGGCAACGUAUUUUUUAAUUUCUCUUUUUUUUCUUGAAUAUUUUGAAGUGCUAUUAAAGAAAAAGAAUUAUAGAGAAUUAACGUGUAAAGAAUUGACAUGUGUGCAAACACAUACGAGGCACACAAAUGCAACCUUUGAAAUAUCCGCACUGAAACAUAACUCUGUAGAAUUGCUAGGAACUUUGCGGCAUUGAGGCAGCUGUCAUAAGAACCGAAGAAAAUUAAUUUUUUAUUAUUA
Wasmannia auropunctata (little fire ant) is the source of this 3239-nucleotide messenger RNA. Its product is annotated as ornithine decarboxylase 1-like. Bases 756 to 2171 code for a protein of 471 amino acids. Lineage: Eukaryota; Metazoa; Arthropoda; Insecta; Hymenoptera; Formicidae. Gene Ontology annotation, molecular function: ornithine decarboxylase activity. The transcript is spliced from 7 exons. Gene Ontology annotation, cellular component: cytoplasm. The record is from RefSeq and is a predicted model, not a curated record.